UUUGAGAAGGAGGGGAGGAGUCAGGCUGGGUCGGCAGGGAGCUGCGGGUUUGUUUAGCUCGUAAGGCGCCAGAGCUGGUGACGUCCAAUGUGUACCACCUCAUCCCUUGGCGCACCCCUCCCCCCUCACUGGUACCCAAGCUUUAUCAGUUCCUUUCUGGGCUGUGACAGUCUUCGCAAUCUGAAGCACCUGGUAUUUAUCUGUGCAGGCUUUGAGGAGUUAACUGUGAAUAUGACACAGCCCCUGCUUUCUCCUCUGAUUGAGAAGUUAGACAGGUUCCCCUCUCCAAGAUGGGUGCCAAAUGAUGUCUGUAAGGUGUUCAUUGAUGAGAUUUGGGGAGCAUCCCAGACCUUAACAGCCCUUUGAUUGAGUCCCCUCACAUGUGGCAGCGGCAAUAAAAGGGGUAGCCCAGCUCCCAGCCCUCACCGUGGUGUUGAGUGCCUGCUGCCUUGGCUGCCUCGGACCUCCAAGAUUUCUAGUCCCUCAUCUUCCACCUCUCAGUGCCACCACCAUGAUGGAUAUGAGUGAACUCGGGGAGUCUGCCCCCUACCUCCGCCAGGCCCACCAGGAGCUGAUGAAAGUACACACUGUUGCAUGGGAUGGGAAGAAGCGGGUUUGGGUACCUGAUGAGCGUGAUGCCUACGUGGAGGCAGAGAUAAAAUCUGAAGCUACGGGGGGCAAAGUCAACGUGGAGACCAAAGACCAGAAGAUGCUGAUGGUACGCGAGGCGGAGCUGCAUCCCAUGAACCCUCCCCGCUUCGACUUGCUGGAAGACAUGUCCAUGAUGACGCACCUCAACGAGGCAACUGUGCUGCACAACCUCCGCCAGCGUUACGCUCGCUGGAUGAUCUACACGUACUCAGGCCUCUUCUGUGUUACCAUCAACCCCUACAAAUGGCUCCCGGUCUACACGGCCUCCGUGGUGGCGGCCUACAAGGGGAAGCGCCGCUCGGAGGCCCCUCCCCACAUAUACGCGGUGGCGGAUAAUGCCUACAAUGACAUGCUGCGCAACAGAGAUAACCAGUCCAUGCUGAUCACCGGAGAGUCGGGGGCCGGUAAAACGGUUAACACCAAGCGGGUCAUUCAGUACUUUGCCAUCGUCGCCGCCCUGGGAGACGGGCCGGGCAAGAAGGCCCAAGUUCUGGCCACAAAGACGGGGGGCACCCUUGAGGACCAAAUCAUUGAGGCAAACCCUGCUAUGGAGGCUUUUGGCAACGCCAAGACCCUGCGGAACGACAAUUCCUCUCGUUUUGGCAAGUUCAUCCGCAUUCACUUCGGUCCCUCUGGGAAGCUGGCAUCCGCAGAUAUCGACAGCUAUCUCCUGGAGAAGUCGCGGGUGAUCUUCCAGCUGCCUGGUGAGCGUGGCUACCAUGUGUACUACCAGAUCCUCUCAGGGAAGAAGCCAGAGCUGCAGGACAUGCUGCUUCUGUCGAUGAAUCCCUACGACUACCACUUCUGCAGCCAGGGUGUCAUCACCGUGGACAACAUGAACGACGGGGAGGAGCUCAUGGCUACUGACCAUGCCAUGGACAUCCUGGGCUUCAGUGUGGACGAGAAGUGUGCCUGCUAUAAGAUCGUGGGCGCGCUCCUGCACUUCGGCAACAUGAAGUUCAAGCAGAAGCAGCGGGAGGAGCAGGCUGAGGCCGAUGGCACUGAGAGUGCUGACAAGGCUGCUUACCUGAUGGGGGUCAGCAGUGGGGACCUCCUCAAAGGCCUUCUGCACCCCCGAGUGCGUGUAGGGAAUGAGUACGUGACCAAGGGCCAGAGUGUGGAGCAGGUGGUGUUUGCCGUGGGGGCUCUGGCCAAGACCACCUACGACCGACUAUUCCGGUGGCUGGUGUCAAGGAUCAACCAGACGCUGGACACGAAGCUGCCCCGCCAAUUCUUCAUUGGGGUCCUGGACAUCGCUGGUUUUGAGAUCUUUGAGUUUAACAGCUUCGAGCAGCUGUGCAUCAACUUCACCAACGAGAAGCUGCAGCAGUUCUUCAACCAGCACAUGUUCGUGCUGGAGCAGGAGGAGUACAAGCGGGAGGGCAUUGACUGGGUCUUCAUUGACUUCGGCCUGGACCUGCAGCCCUGCAUUGACCUCAUCGAGAAGCCGCUGGGCAUCCUGUCCAUCCUGGAGGAGGAAUGCAUGUUCCCCAAGGCCUCCGAUGCCAGCUUCCGGGCCAAACUCUAUGAUAACCACUCUGGGAAGUCGCCCAACUUCCAGCAGCCUCGGCCUGACAAGAAGCGCAAGUACCAGGCCCACUUUGAGGUCGUCCACUAUGCAGGCGUGGUGCCUUACAGCAUCGUGGGCUGGCUGGAGAAAAACAAGGAUCCUCUGAAUGAGACAGUGGUCCCCAUCUUCCAGAAGUCACAGAACAAGCUCUUGGCUACCCUCUAUGAGAACUACAGUGGCUCCUGCUCCACUGAGCCCCCCAAAUCUGGAGUGAAGGAAAAGCGUAAGAAGGCAGCAUCAUUCCAGACUGUGUCCCAGCUGCAUAAGGAGAACCUCAACAAGCUGAUGACCAACCUGCGGGCCACGCAGCCCCACUUCGUCCGUUGCAUUGUCCCCAAUGAGAACAAGACUCCAGGGGUCAUGGAUGCCUUCUUGGUGCUACACCAGCUUCGCUGCAACGGGGUUCUGGAGGGGAUCCGGAUCUGCCGCCAAGGGUUCCCCAACAGGCUGCUCUACACAGACUUCCGGCAGCGGUACCGCAUCCUGAACCCCAGCGCCAUCCCGGACGACACCUUUGUGGACAGCAGGAAGGCCACAGAGAAGCUGCUGGGUUCUCUGGACAUCGACCACAUCCAGUACCAGUUUGGCCACACCAAGGUGUUCUUCAAGGCUGGGCUUCUAGGCGUCCUGGAGGAACUCCGCGACCAGCGCCUGGCCAAGGUCCUGACACUGCUGCAGGCUCGGAGCCGGGGCCACCUCAUGCGCCUUGAAUACCAGCGCCUGCUUGGAGGCAGGGAGGCCCUGUUCACCAUCCAGUGGAACAUCCGUGCCUUCAAUGCUGUCAAGAAUUGGUCAUGGAUGAAGCUCUUUUUCAAGAUGAAGCCACUGCUGCGCUCAGCACAGGCCGAGGAGGAGCUGGCAGCACUGCGGGCAGAGCUGCGGGGGCUGCGAGGCACCCUGGCCGCUGCUGAGGCCAAGCACCGGGAGCUGGAGGAGACACACGUCAGCGUCACCCAGGAGAAGAAUGACCUGGCUCUGCAGCUGCAGGCAGAGCAGGAUAACUUGGCGGAUGCUGAGGAGCGCUGCCACCUGCUGAUCAAGUCCAAGGUGCAGCUCGAGGCAAAGGUGAAGGAACUUAGCGAGCGGCUAGAGGACGAAGAGGAGGUGAACGCUGACCUGGCUGCCCGCCGGCGCAAACUGGAGGACGAGUGCACAGAGCUCAAGAAGGACAUUGAUGACCUGGAGCUGACGCUGGCCAAGGCCGAGAAGGAAAAGCAAGCCACUGAGAACAAGGUGAAGAACCUGACAGAGGAGAUGGCAGCACUGGACGAGUCAGUGGUCCGAGUGACCAAGGAGAAGAAGGCGUUGCAGGAGGCCCACCAGCAAGCCCUGGGUGACCUGCAGGCCGAGGAGGACCGUGUGAAUGCACUGGCCAAGGCCAAGAUCCGGCUGGAGCAGCAGGUGGAAGAUCUGGAGUGCUCCCUGGAGCAGGAGAAGAAGCUGCGCAUAGACACGGAGCGGGCCAAGCGCAAGCUGGAGGGUGACCUCAAGCUGACACAGGAAUCAGUGACAGACGCUGCCCAGGACAAGCAGCAGCUGGAGGAAAAGCUCAAGAAGAAGGACUCUGAGUUGAGUCAGUUGAACCUGCGGGUGGAGGAUGAGCAGCUCCUCGGGGCCCAGCUGCAGAAGAAGAUCAAGGAGCUGCAGGCUCGGGCAGAGGAGCUGGAAGAGGAGCUGGAGGCGGAGCGGGCAGCCCGGGCCCGCGUAGAGAAGCAGCGGGCAGAGGCAGCUCAGGAGCUGGAGGAGCUGAGUGAGCGGCUGGAGGAGGCUGGCGGUGCAUCAGCUGGGCAGCGUGAGGGCUGCCGAAAGCGGGAGGCCGAGCUGGGGCGGCUGCGGCGGGAACUGGAAGAGGCAGCACUGCGGCACGAAGCCACGGUGGCCACCCUGAGGCGCAAGCAGGCGGACAGUGCAGCCGAGCUGGGCGAGCAGGUGGACAGUCUGCAGCGGGUGCGGCAGAAGCUGGAAAAGGAGAAGAGUGAGCUCCGCAUGGAGGUGGACGAUCUGGGUGCCAAUGUUGAGAUGCUGGCCCGUGGCAAGGCCAGUGCAGAGAAGCUGUGCCGGACCUAUGAAGAUCAGCUCAGUGAGGCCAAGAUUAAGGUGGAGGAGCUGCAGCGGCAGUUGGCAGACGCAAGCACCCAGCGUGGGCGGCUGCAGACUGAAAGCGGGGAGCUAAGCCGCCUGCUGGAGGAGAAGGAGUCUCUGAUCAGCCAGCUGAGUCGUGGGAAGGCCUCGGCCACGCAGAGCCUGGAAGAACUGCGGAGGCAGCUAGAGGAGGAGAGCAAGGCCAAGAGUGCGCUGGCCCACGCCGUGCAGGCUUUACGGCAUGACUGUGACCUCCUGCGAGAGCAGCACGAGGAGGAGGCCGAAGCGCAGGCUGAGCUGCAGCGCCUGCUAUCCAAGGCCAAUGCUGAGGUGGCCCAGUGGCGGAGCAAGUACGAGGCAGAUGCCAUCCAGAGGACCGAGGAACUGGAGGAGGCCAAAAAGAAGCUGGCACUGCGGCUGCAGGAGGCAGAGGAGGGAGUAGAGGCCGCACACGCUAAGUGCUCAUCCCUGGAGAAGGCCAAGUUGCGGCUGCAGACAGAGUCGGAGGACGUGACCCUGGAGCUGGAGCGGGCAACCUCAGCGGCUGCCGCGCUGGAUAAGAAGCAGCGGCACUUGGAGCGGGCCCUGGAAGAGCGGCGGCGGCAGGAGGAGGAGAUGCAGCGCGAGCUGGAGGCAGCCCAGAGGGAGGCGCGCAGCCUGGGGACUGAGCUCUUCCGGCUGCGGCACAGCCAUGAGGAGGCUCUUGAGGCUCUGGAGACAGUCAAGCGAGAGAACAAGAACCUGCAGGAGGAGAUCAGUGACCUCGCAGACCAGGUCAGCCUCAGCGGGAAGAGCAUCCAGGAGCUAGAGAAAGCCAAGAAGGCGCUGGAAGGGGAGAAGAGUGAACUCCAGGCUGCACUGGAGGAGGCAGAGGGGGCCCUGGAGCUGGAGGAGACCAAAACGCUGCGGAUCCAGCUGGAGCUAUCCCAGGUCAAGGCUGAAGUGGACCGGAAACUGGCCGAGAAAGACGAGGAGUGCGCUAACCUAAGGCGCAACCAUCAGCGGGCAGUGGAGUCCCUGCAGGCCUCCCUGGAUGCAGAGACACGGGCCCGAAACGAGGCGCUGCGGCUCAAGAAGAAGAUGGAAGGUGACCUCAACGAUCUAGAGCUGCAGUUAGGCCAUGCCACCCGCCAGGCCAUGGAGGCCCAGGCAGCCACACGGCUGCUGCAGGCCCAGCUCAAGGAGGAGCAGGCAGGGCGGGAUGAGGAGCAGCGCUUAGCAGCCGAGCUCCGCGAGCAGGCACAGGCCUUGGAGCGGCGGGCUGCGCUGCUGGCCUCGGAGCUGGAAGAGCUGCGGGCUGCCCUGGAGCAGGGUGAGCGCAGCAGGCGGCUGGCAGAACAGGAGCUGCUGGAGGCCACCGAGCGCCUCAACCUCCUGCAUUCACAGAACACAGGCCUCCUGAACCAGAAAAAGAAGCUAGAGGCGGAUUUGGCCCAGCUGAGUGGGGAGGUGGAGGAGGCUGCCCAGGAGAGGCGGGAGGCUGAAGAGAAGGCCAAAAAGGCCAUCACUGAUGCAGCCAUGAUGGCCGAGGAGCUGAAGAAGGAGCAGGACACGAGCGCACACCUGGAACGGAUGAAGAAGACACUGGAGCAGACAGUGAGGGAGCUACAAGCACGGCUGGAGGAGGCAGAACAAGCUGCCCUCCGUGGUGGGAAGAAGCAGGUGCAGAAGUUGGAGGCUAAGGUGCGGGAGCUGGAGGCUGAACUGGAUGCAGAGCAGAAGAAGCACGCCGAGGCCCUCAAGGGGGUGCGGAAACAUGAGCGCAGAGUCAAGGAGCUUGCAUACCAGGCUGAGGAGGACAGGAAGAACCUGGCUCGCAUGCAGGACCUGGUGGACAAGCUACAGAGCAAGGUCAAGAGUUACAAACGCCAGCUUGAGGAGGCGGAGCAGCAGGCCAACACUAACCUGGCCAAGUAUCGCAAAGCCCAGCACGAGUUGGAUGAUGCGGAGGAGCGAGCCGACAUGGCAGAAACCCAGGCCAACAAGCUGAGGGCACGGACCCGGGAUGCCCUGGGCCCCAAGCACAGGAGUGAUGCCUGAGCCCCACCCCGGCUCUGAGAAGUACGCCUGCUGUUUGCUACUCACCUUCCUCCAGCUGAGAUGUCCUCAUUUGCUGUGCCUCAGCACCCCCAAGGCUUCUAUACCCUGAACAAAUGCCAUGGCUGCAGCUCCAGCUGGCUUCCUCCUUCUUUGUUCGGCUCAGGAGGGCAAGGGAGAGCUCACGGUCCCAUGGACAAAAGUCAGGUCCACAUCAAUCAUUUAAAAUAAAGUUCUUUUUAAUA
This is a messenger RNA of Talpa occidentalis (Iberian mole), 6585 nucleotides long. RefSeq names its product myosin heavy chain 7B (gene MYH7B). Gene Ontology annotation, molecular function: cytoskeletal motor activity; actin filament binding; ATP binding. NCBI's taxonomy places the organism in Eukaryota, Metazoa, Chordata, Mammalia, Eulipotyphla, Talpidae. Gene Ontology annotation, cellular component: myosin complex. The record is from RefSeq and is a predicted model, not a curated record. Bases 512 to 6343 code for a protein of 1943 amino acids. The transcript is spliced from 45 exons.